GAGGAUGGAUUGUGCACUUGUAACGUGUGUGUUCGUCUUAGAGCAGUUUAGGAAAGGCAUCUUACAAGGCCAGACUUCUUUCUGUCUUUCAUAGGUCUCAGAGCAGAAUUUCACCCUUUGCAGAAAAGGUGCAUCAGCAGCAUGAGCACACUGCUGUCAUCCACACCAACAAGCCCAGGGCUAGCAUGGAGAUCUUCUGUGGACUGUGGUCCUGACAGAGGAGAGGGUGGGGUUUGGUGUUCAGACAUUGAGGAACCUGAGCACCAAGGAGAACUAGGGAUGCUGUUGUGUUACCUACCUGCCUUUCAGAAGUGUGAAUUUUAUGGCUUCUGUAGGGUAAAAAAACCAAAGAGGUAGGAAGAGGUUUCUGAAGUAAAAGAUAGAUCAGGGCAUGGAAACAAGUGGUUAAGAGAAAGCUGGAACUUCUGUGCCUCUAGCACAGCGGUGUUGCAUUAACCCAAGGUACCAAAACUUGCCUGUGCACUGUUCUGAUUUGGCAAACAGCUGAGAUCUGCCCCGACAACAGUGCAGUAGAGGUAUUUAUCUGUGUUACCAAUGCAAGAUUGCCAGUGACACCGUAACACAGCACGUUAGCCUGCCCUCUCAGCCAGUGCAGUGAUGAGGCAACCCAUGUGCUCUAGCUGCAUUUUCAUCCUGUGUGAUGCCAACAAGACAGCUGGGCAGCUUAAAUAAAUGCCCUCUACACUUUGAAGAAGACCUUCUGUUUAACUGCCCUGCAGCAUUGAGCUGCUUUCUAGCUCCCGCUGAAACCCAGAAUCUGCAGCUAAUGUGUCUGUUAGGUUCACCAUCAAAGGGCCUGUGUCUGUGUGAGUGAGAUUGGAGACACCUGCCUUGCAUUCUCUUUGCACUUGUUCUCUCCUCUUGGUAUUUUGCCUACAGAUGAAAAGGUGAGGCAGAGCACCCAGGAUUAUGGCAACUUCUUCCACUUUCUCUCUUUUCCUGUGUGUGCUGGUUCUUUCAGACAUCAGCCUUGCUGUCUCCCUGGACCCUGGCACAAAGCUCAAAAAUGUCCCUGAGAACAACAACCACCUUCAAAACCAAGAGAUGUGGCUGCAGCAGCAGCCCAGAAGUGGGCACCACCACAAACAUGGCUUGGCCAAGAAGGAGAGGGUCCAUGCCAUGCCUUCUAGAGGGCGGCCGGCUGCGGAAGAGGCCCUCAGAAUGGGUAGCGGAGCUCCAGCUGUGGAAGAGCUGGUGGCAGAGGGACAGCCAGCAGCCCUGAAACAGAAUAAGGAGGUGUUCCUGGGUUUUGAGUUCCCAUAUCCUGAGAGGGAGAACCAGUCCCCUGGGUCUGAGAGAGGAAAGAAGCAGAACCGAGAGCACCGGCGACACAGCCGCAGGGACAGGCUGAAACACCACAGAGGUCAAGUUGUGGGUGUAUGUCUCUGUGGGAAGACUUCUGAUGCUGGGCCAAGCUCCCUGUACAAGAAACCUGAAAGCUUUGAAGAACAGUUUCAAAACCUCCAAGCAGAGGAAGCUACAAGCCUGACUCCAACCAUGCUUCUCAUGACUGCACUGGAAUUAGCUGUUUCCACAGAAGAGCCUCCUGUUCUUCCAGCCACAUCACCACGGUCACAGGCCCGCCUCAGGCAAGAUGGGGAUGUGAUGCCCACCCUAGAUAUGACACUCUUUGACUGGACAGAUUACGAGGAUCUCAAACCAGAAAUGUGGCCAUCUGCUAAAAAGAAAGAAAAACGCCGCAGUAAAAGCCCAAACAGUGGAAAUGAAACCGUGACAGCUGAAGGAGAGCCAUGUGAUCAUCACCUUGACUGCCUCCCAGGCUCUUGCUGCGACUUGCGUGAACACCUCUGCAAACCACACAACCGAGGCCUUAACAACAAGUGUUACGAUGACUGUAUGUGCACUGAAGGGCUACGCUGUUAUGCCAAAUUCCACCGGAACCGAAGAGUGACCCGGAGGAAAGGGCGCUGCGUGGAGCCCGAAUCAGCCAACGGAGAGCAGGGAUCAUUCAUUAAUGUUUAGGAGGGUGGGACUCCUGCCUGGAUGGUUGGGAGCUGGGGUCACGCUGUUUAUACCGAGCAAUGGGAUUUAGAGGAAGAAGUCAAGCAAAUGACUGAAGCUGCAAGGCUCUGAACGUGCCAGGUUCCAACAAGACUGAAGCUCAUGUUAAUUAUAAAUAGAGUGGCCUCAGCCUUUUCCAUACCAGGACUGCAUUCCCCCUCCCUUCCCUCAGCACACUCCUGCAUUGAGCUGGGUCCCCUCUCCUGGUUAGUAAGAGUUGAUCAUGACUACUGUUGUCAUGGUCCAGGCAAGAAAAGGCUCUGCAGUUUCAUCUCCUCCUCUCAACAGAGGCAAGAUAUGCAAGAUCCUUCAGGCCAAAGGGGAUUUGAGCUUAAACAUUACCCCUUAACUAUUGCUUGAGAAGAAAGGUAGAUCCUCCUUAAGGGUCAGAGGUUCCUAAAGGAUAAGAAGCUUGUAGCCUCCAGAUGGAAUCAACGUUUGGAAAUGAAUCAACAGGAAGCUGGCUGCCUGGCUGAGAGGGACCUUCUGACAGAACUCUUGCUCUCUCCCUCAUUCCCUAGCUGUUAUAUACUACCACUUUCUACCUGCCUUCUUUGGGACCAAUGAGUCCCCCUCCCUUCCUCCUUCCUUCCUUCCUUCCUUAGAACCACCUGGUUUCUGCAAGGAUGUGGCAAGACAUCCAGUCUGCAGCUCUCACUCAUUUAGUUAUCCUGCCAAAUCUGUUAUUUUUAAUGAUUAUUUUUAGGAGCUUUCUGGGGAAGUGAUAGUUUUCCUAGUGAGCCAAAAAAAAAAAGUUUUUUGGUAACAGGAGAUAGGGACAGGCUGUUCCAUUGUAGUAAAUCCUGUGACAUGUUGCAUGUGUGUUCCCAUGAUAUGUAAAUAAAGAUA
This is a messenger RNA of Athene cunicularia (burrowing owl), 2892 nucleotides long. It is a transcript of the gene DRAXIN, whose product is annotated as dorsal inhibitory axon guidance protein. Gene Ontology annotation, biological process: axon guidance; Wnt signaling pathway. The coding region runs from base 931 to 2004 and encodes 357 amino acids. NCBI's taxonomy places the organism in Eukaryota, Metazoa, Chordata, Aves, Strigiformes, Strigidae. Gene Ontology annotation, cellular component: extracellular region. The transcript is spliced from 8 exons. The record is from RefSeq and is a predicted model, not a curated record.